GAACCUUCUUCUUCUUCUCAUUCUUCAUCCAUGGCGCCUGCGGUGGUCAAGGUCAACAAGCGCAUUACGGAUAAGAUCCGAGAGCUCAAUGGCACCGGUUUCUUUCAGAAGGAGAUUCGCCUGGGUGCCGUGGCCCGGAAGCUCACCGAGAUGGACGUGGAGAAAGCCUUGGAGCUCCUGCAAUCCGUGGCCGAGGACGCCGGCAACUACGAAGAUCCCACGGCCAAGGUCCUCGAGGCAAUUCAGAAGCUGAAUGAAGAGGCAAAGGAGGAGGAAGUCGAGGAAGAAGUACCGGAGCCACUGAACGAGCCACAGGAAGAACAGCAGGAAGAGCAGGCCGAUUGGGCCGAGUGGCCUGCAAAAGAGACAGAAGCAGAAGGAGACGAGACCGCGAAUUUGUCUGCGACGGUCAAGGGGCGAGUCCUGAAGCUGAAUAAAAGUGGGAAACUUUGCAGCGACAUUGACCUUUCGAAGGUUGGUUCUGGUUUGGCACGCCUCUCCGAGCCCAUUGCCUUGCAGCUCCUCAAGGAUGUGGACGAGAAUGCAGACAUGGUGGACAAGCCGACUCACCUGAUCGGGGACGCCUGCAAGAAAAUCCAUCAGAGUGGGCGUGGAUCUGCGGAUGAAAAAGUCGCACGGCAGAUUGGUAACUUGAUGAGGAGAAUCCGAUGGGUUAACAGCAAUGUCACACUGGCCUACCCACUCCACAUGGGCAAUGUCUUGGACAUUUUGCAGCCCCUUGAGCAUACAGAUGCAAUGCAGGUGCUGAAGAAACUGGUUGAACAAGCUGAAGAGAUUGAAUCACCUCAGACCUGGCUCAGAAAGGAAGCCAGGCAGUAUGUGGAUGAUGGAGGAAAGUGGGGCGGCCAAAGUGGCUGGAAGAAAUGGGACCAAGGGAAGGACAAGUGGGACAAGUCGGAGAAGUCCGGGAAACCGUGGAACUCGAACUCCUGGGACAAGGGCAAUGGACAGCAAGCUCCGGUCACUGCCUACACCAAACCUUCGCCAAAAGCUGCAGGCAUACCUGCAGGGAAGCGGCAGCGAACGGAUGGGUGGGGCAAGAGUCAAUGGAAGGCUGAAGAAGAGACGUGGGAAGAUUUGGGUGAAUGAGGCGUAAGUGGAUCAAAGGAAUAAAGCAUCUUGUGGUUAGUGGAAAGCCUUCAAGGUGGGGCCAGCUAGCGCAGCUUGUGGCCGAUGAAGCGAAGUGAAAACAUGGCCGAUGAAGCGAAGUGGACCGGUUUUUGCUGCCAACAUGUGACUCGCAAGCCCGGGCGCUGCCUACCCAUGGCCGUCCUCUGCCAACCGGUGACGUACUUCUUGUUGCUUUGCACCGGAGUGACGGUCCCCGUGAUGCACCGCCGGCACGUCGGCCGUGAUGGAGCGAGUGGGGAAUCGGCGGGUGGCAAACUACGAACGAACUCCCAAAGAUAGACCAGUC
Durusdinium trenchii is the source of this 1438-nucleotide messenger RNA. The record is from the annotation of a GenBank genome assembly. NCBI's taxonomy places the organism in Eukaryota, Dinophyceae, Suessiales, Symbiodiniaceae.